GGAUAAGGCUAGACGGUAUUCAAUGGAGUGACUUUCGGGGGUUUACAGGGUCCAAAAGAGAUGCAGCACACGUCCACGAUUACCUCCGUGUGUUCUAGAAGCCGUAGUAAGAGGGCGUGGCUGGAAUGCGGGAGGGGCGUGGCUUGACGAGAACACCACUAUCCUUGUUGUGUGUAUUCCUGCUCGCAUCGCCAUCUUGUUGCUAUCCCGUUUUUUAACCUAUUUGAGGAUCCUCGUUCUGCCGGCUCGGAUUUCCGAACUAGCCGCCCGAUCCGAGGGAUCCACAGGGACAUAGAGGCUCGAGUGUGUGGCAGUGAAAAACGUGCACGCGCGCUUCCCACCGGGACGCCAACGACUCCCCCCACUCGGCCCUUUUCCGCUGCUCCCGGGGGCUACCGGCUCGGCCGCACCAUGAGCAUCGACACGCUACUGGAGGCGGCCAGAUAUCUGGAAUGGCAAGCCCAGCAGCAGCUCACACACGAGGAAGAGCAGCGUAAAGAGAAGGCACUCAUCAACAAGGAAGCAGAGUUAAGACACAUGGAGCUUGUGACAUCCUUGUCGCAGCCAAUCAGAGCCAACCAUGUCAACUGGGGUGAUGACCCCCACCACCAACAGCCGCCCCACCCUCCAGCGCCCCCGCCGCCCCCUCUCCCCCCGCCUCAAGUGCCCAUCACUGUCAUCCCGAUGGUCCCGGUCGUCACCACGCCCUCGGUCACGCCCCUCCCUCUCACCACACAGAUCGCUGCUGCAGUCUCGACGCUCGCUAGCCCCCCAGCGGCCAAGACUGCUUCUUCCCCCCCGCAGCUGCCUCAGCCGCCGCCCGCCCUGGCGUCCCAUCAGCUGCUGUGCUCCCCCCAGAUGAAGGUUGACACGGGUAAUCAGCUGGUCAAAUGCAGCCAAUCGCAGCCUCAAGUUCACAUUCAAUACCCGCCCUCCAUCAGCACCAACGGGCCCACCCCUCAACCUGCUCUGGCCCCUAAUCAAGCCCCACCCACAUCGCAGCUGAGACCCAAUGGAGUGACGCUGGAGGACAUGAGGGGCAUGGAGGGGAAGAGGAGACCUGGAGGGGCGGGAACCAGAGAGGUGCACAACAAACUGGAGAAGAACCGGCGGGCGCACCUCAAGGAGUGUUUUGAGACACUAAAGAAGAACGUCCCAAAUGUGGACGAGAAGAAAACCUCCAACCUGAGCGUCCUUCGCAGUGCUUUGCGCUACAUUCAGACGCUGAAGCGUAAGGAGAAGGAGUUUGAGCACGAGAUGGAACGCCUGGCGAGGGAGAAGAUCGCCACUCAGCAGCGUCUAGCCGAGCUGAAGAACGAGCUGAGUCAGUGCAUGGACGUGAUGGAGAUCGACCGCAUCCUGAGACAGACCAUCCAGCCCGAGGACGAUCAGGUGUCCACGUCCACCGCUUCAGAAGGAGAGGACAACCUGGAGCAGGACGUGGAUGAGGAUGGACCCACCCCCCCUGCCCAUACCCCGCUCCCGAGAGCAGCCGCCUCCAUGUUGCAAACUCAGCCGCUGGUGGCCCCUCACCUGUCCAUACAACACACACCACUGCCUCUUGGGGUGUUAGCCACGCCUCCUUCCUCUGUUCCUCCUCCCCCUCAGGCCAUGAUUCCCAGCCUGACACCGGUCCCGCCUCCCUCUCAGCCGGGCAUUCCGACACCAACUGUGCAGGUUCAGCCCACAGUCAUUGCCCAUGCUGCGGUGUCCCACCCCUCCGUCAUCCAGGCUGUCAGUCAUGCAAUGCCGACCAAUCACAAGCACCUAACGCACAUUGCCCCCUCCCCCAUCCCCGCCUCAUCCGCCCCGCAGCCCAUUGCAGCCGCCUCACCAGCCCACCAGCCGCUUUCCGCCCAGCCCAUCGGACACAUCACAGUCCACCCGGUGGCUCACCUGGGGGCGCCCCUCCCGUCCCGCCUUCCCACACUGUACCCGCAGGGCGUGUCUGUGUCGCAGCCUGCCGUGGUGGGCCACAUCACUCACACCUUCACUCACCACACAUUGCCGCACGUGCAGGCUAAUCCUCAAGCCAACGCCAUCGGAGCGCAGGUGAACAACGCCACCAUGGUCGGCCAGGGGGCACCGUCACUAGGCAAGCCCACGGCGGUGCUGGCGCCUCACCCCCAGCUGGUUGGCCAGACGGCUGUCCUCAACCCUGUCACCAUGGUAACAGUUCCAACCUUCCCUGUCAGCACAAUCAAGCUCGCCUAAACAAGGACAAGGACUUCUAGGAAGCGGAGUCAAGAUGUCAGCCCCACCCAUCCUAUCCCUCCAAGCAGACGCACUAAAAAGCUCCGCCCAUCCACUCAGCCCUCAGUGGACGAUCAGGUGACGUCACACCAUGAUGUCACUCGUCAUGAACCAGGAAGCAUCAGGCUGGAAGGCCAAUCAGGUCGCCUCGGAUGCGAGAGCGCUCUCUGCUGAACACAUGAACUACCUGCACAGGUAAGCAGCUGUAGAGAUGAAAGCAUACUCUAGAAAGCUUUUGGAGGGUGAACACAUGAAGAGAAAAAUGCUGCCAAUGUCCAACUCUCCAAAAAAAAAAAAAAUUAGCUUUUUUGCCCCACAAUUUCAAAAUGUUUGACUGGAGGCCACGCCCACUUCUGUGUGUGUGUGUGUGUGUGUGUGUGUGUGUGUGUGUGUCUUCCACUGCUGUGGCUGCAGCCUGUUUCUGCUUGUUGGUCGCAUGCGCCUCUAUACUUUUUCAACACUGUGACAACAAUGAGCGAAUGAAAAAGACAAAUGUUUUCAGUUUCCCAUAUUUUUCCUCGUUUGGACUGAAUUCCAGUGGAAAUAGAAGUUAGAAAAAAAUGUUGCUCUUUUCUUGCUAACCUAAUGUCUAAUAUUAAGUUUUGUAAUGUAUGUAAGAACAUUUUUGUUAAAUGUGAUGGUAUGCACGCUGGUGCGUUUGAGUGUAUGUACCUUUUUAUUAUUAAUGCUUCUUUCUUUUUAGUUGUUGUGCAUGUAGAUUGUUUUUGUCUUGUUUCUGUGCGGGACCAUGUAGAAUACUGUAAAACGUGGGCGGGAUCUUGGACCUCAUGCUAUAUUGAUAUUAUAUAUUAAUAUAAAUAGAGUUUUCCCUAUGGAGAAAGUGUUAUAUAAGGCCUGUGCACUGUGGGCUGCCUUUUAGGUCCAACUGUCCACUCUAUGACAUAACAAUGAAAAAAAUAUAAAUGAUGAUUUAUGCUGGUGAAAUAAUAAAGAUUCUUAAUAAAUCUUA
Dunckerocampus dactyliophorus (ringed pipefish) is the source of this 3223-nucleotide messenger RNA. RefSeq names its product MAX network transcriptional repressor b (gene mntb). The transcript has 6 exons. Gene Ontology annotation, biological process: regulation of transcription by RNA polymerase II. Lineage: Eukaryota; Metazoa; Chordata; Actinopteri; Syngnathiformes; Syngnathidae. Gene Ontology annotation, molecular function: protein dimerization activity; RNA polymerase II cis-regulatory region sequence-specific DNA binding; DNA-binding transcription factor activity, RNA polymerase II-specific. Bases 412 to 2214 code for a protein of 600 amino acids. The record is from RefSeq and is a predicted model, not a curated record.